AUGGACAAGAAGAUAAAAUCUGCUCAGCACAAAAAACUCGUCGCAGUGGAAAACAUUAAGGCGCUGGAGCGCUUUAAGCAGAACUUCAAACCCGAAAAUGUAGGUGAAAUCCCGGAGGUUAUGGAGGGUUUGGAGCAACACAGACAGGACUUUUUUGCCGCGGUGGCAAAGCUGGAAGAGUAUGACGACACCAGUGAUGCGAUUCAAGCCUGUAUUACUGACAGGAUCGAUAUGGAAGAGCGCUGCCGGCGGCUAAAAUCGUUCCUUAGAGAAAACCAGCGGAAGGAAGCCAAUUCGCUCAACGACUCCUUAUUGGCAAACUCAACCCUAGCGUUUGGACGGCCAAACACAUCAAACAUACGUUUUCCCAAAAUCGAAUUACCAACGUUCGACGGUGAUUCGACAAAGUGGUUGUCAUUCCGCGAUCGCUUUGUCGCGAUGAUUGACGCAAGUGCCGAGCUGCCGCCAAUUGCAAAACUGCAGUACUUACUUUCGUCCCUGAAAGGUGACGCUGCGGUUCCCUUCGAACAUGUUACUCUGACCACGGAAAACUAUUCUGUUACCUGGGCUGCGCUGCUUAAGCGAUACGACAACUCACGGAUGCUCAUUCGCGAGUACUGGCGACGGCUACAUUUCCUACCUGCGAUUGCAACAGAAAGUGUCGAUGGUUUGACGUCAUUGGUAGAUGAAUUCGUGCGAUAUGUGAAUGGGUUGCAGAAGCUGCACGAACCUGUCGACUCAUGGGACACGCCUUUGUCAAACAUGUUGCUGAUGAAGCUGGACAAUGAGACCAUUCUGGCGUGGGAAAGGCAUUCUGUGCAUAAGAAGAAGGACAAGUACAGCGAGUUGAUCGAAUUCCUGCAAGACCGAAUUCGAAUCCUAAAAUCGAGCCAGAGUAUCUCGUGCGAUCGGAUUGUGGCUCCGAUCAAGGUGGCCGGGGCACAUCGGCCCACCGCACCACGGCGGUCGGUAACCAACGCUGCUUCUGUGCAAAGGAAUACUCCCGUUUCAUCGACCAGUCAACAAGUGACCUGUCCAUUGCAGUGUGCAGAUCAUCACCUGGUUCGAAAUUGCCCGGUAUUUUUAGCCAAAAAUACUCAGGAGCGGCGAGAAAUCGCACGGUCAAAAGGUUUGUGCUGGAAUUGUCUCAGUUGUUCCCAUCAAGUGAGAUCGUGCAAAUCCGAGUAUUCUUGCCGUUCGUGCAAGGAACGGCAUCAUACGCUGCUUCAUCAACCACCACAACAACCUACAGUCGCUUUGUCAGCCCAAUCAGAUGAUGAUAUGGUGUUUCUCGAGACGGCUAUUGUGUUCAUCGUAGACGAUUAUGGAGAGAAACAUGAGGCACGGGCGCUUUUGGAUUCGGGCUCUAUGUCCAACUUCAUUUCGGAUACGUUAGCUCGGAAGCUCAUGACACCUCGAGCGAGAGUUAAUGUAUCAGUGUCUGGCAUCGGAACUUCAAGGCAGUAGAUAAAGGGUCCGACCACGGCGAUCGUUCGUUCAAGGGACCUUCAAUUCACCACCCCAUUGGAGUUUCUGAUCCUGGAUACACCCUCGGCGGACAUUCCCACCUCACCAAUCAACGUGUCUUCGUGGAACAUCCCGGAUGUAACGCUAGCAGACCCCACGUAUCACAUCCCAGGCAAGGUCGAUGUGGUCAUCGGUGGCGAUACGUUCUGGGAGCUGCAUACCGGACGCAAGCAAUCUCUCGGUUCGGGUCUGCCAUGGCUGGUAGAAACGCAGUUUGGAUGGGCGGUAGCAGGAAACACUACGCAUUCGUCUCAACAACAUCGGGUAUGUAAUAUGGCAACGAGCGACAGUCCGUUGGAAGCCAUAUUGACGCGGUUCUGGGAGAGCGAGACCAUCUUCGACGAGCCCGCUCUAUCUCUGGAGGAAGACAUGUGUGAACGUCAUUUCAUCUCUACUACAACCAGAGACCCAUCUGGCAGGUAUGUCGUACGUUUACCACAAAUUCCUAAUACGAAUAUCGUUUUAGGAGAAUCGAAAGCAAUCGCUGAUCGUCGUCUCCUAGCGGUGGAACGGCGGCUUAAGUCUAACCCUGCAAUGAAGGAGGAGUAUAGUAAAUUCCUGUCGGAGUAUGAGCGCUUAGGGCACAUGAAACAACUCACCGAGCCGGUGGACGAUUCGUGUGAACACUACUAUCUCCCUCAUCACGCGGUGCUUAAGGAAUCGAGCACAACCACCAAGGUCAGGGUAGUCUUUGACGCGUCGUGCAAGACAGCUUCUGGCUACUCCUUGAACGACAAACUCCUGGUUGGGCCGGUGAUCCAAGACGAUCUGUUCACCAUCAUCGUUCGUUUCCGGUCUCACGCAGUCGCACUCUCAGCAGACGUUGAGAAAAUGUAUCGCCAAAUUCUCCACGAUUCUCGCGACACUGAUUACCUGCGCAUUCGGUAUAGAAGAAACACCGCAGAGCCGAUUCAGACGUUCCAACUACAAACAGUAACAUAUGGCACGUCUUGCGCACCCUUCCUAGCAACAAGAACGCUAAAGCAGAUCGCUCUCGAUCACAAGAUGCAAUACCCCCGAGCAGUGGAUCCUGUAUUGCACGAUUUUUAUGUGGAUGACCUGCUAACGGGAACAGACGAGUUGGCAGAUGCAAUUGAAAUGCAAAGGCAGAUUUCCGAGAUGCUCAAGCAGGCUGGAUUCGUGUUGAAGAAGUGGGUAUCGAACGCACCCGAAGCACUAAUCGGCAUUCCUUCAGAAGACCUUGCCAUCCUUCCUACUCAUGAAUGGCAAGAUCCCCAAUUUGUAUCGACGCUUGGUCUGGUUUGGGAGCCAGCAGUUGAUAUGCUGCGAUAUCGGAUCGAUCUACCAACUGCUGCGACGAUGUUGACAAAGAGGCUAGCUUUGUCCUACAUCGCCAAAAUCUUUGACCCGCUGGGCUUGCUUAGUCCAACCAUUAUCAUCGCUAAGCUCUCUAUGCAACAGCUGUGGAAGUUGCAGGAAAACGGGAAGCCGUGGGAUUGGGAUCGUGAGCUACCAUCACAUCUCCAAAAGGAAUGGACGGCAUUUCAUUCCAAGCUGCAUUCACUUCGGGAAGUGCGCAUUCCGCGUUACACUUCAAUUCGGCAAGCAACAAACGUGCAGCUACACAUUUUCGCGGAUGCUUCUCAGGUGGCAUAUGGUGCUUGCUGUUACGUCAGGGCAGAAAACGAUUCGACAACAUCGGUGCAGCUGUUGGCUGCUAAGUCUAAAGUAGUAUCGUUGUCGAAUACACAUUCUAUAGCGAGACUCGAGCUUUGUGCAGCGCGGUUGGCAACGCAACUGUUCCGGAAGGUCAGUCAGUCCCUCAACGGCGAAUACGAUGCUUUCGCUUGGACUGAUUCCAUGACCGUGCUACAUUGGCUCAAUUCAGCACCACGGAGGUGGAAGCCUUUCGUUGCCAACAGGGUGGCACAAAUUCAAGGAGAAACCCGGAUCAAGUGCUGGAGGCAUGUUCCUGGUGUAGACAACCCAGCAGACGAUGCAUCGCGAGGUCUACUACCAGACAAAUUGCAAUCCUGUGAACGAUGGUGGCAUGGGCCACAUUGGUUGAGCAGCAAACAGGAAGAAUGGCCUAUAAGAGAACCUGCAAUUGAAGAAACGGCAUCAAUAGAAGAAGAACGGGUUACACAAUCACGAAUAGCUGCAAUGUCGAUGGAGGACGAUUUCAACAAUAAGCUAUUUGCACGGUUUUCAACCUACCUCAAACUUCGUCGAACCAUGGCGUAUUGUUUACGUUUCGUGCAAUGCAUGAGGACACCGAAACCCGCAAUUACCUCACCGACAGCCAAGGGUCAUGCUUCGAUUCAGGACAUGAUUAUAUUGAUUGCACCUCCAUCUCGAGACGAACUCAUCCAAGCUGAGCUGCAGUUGUGUCAGUUAGCUCAGCAAGAUUCAUUUGCGGACGAGUUAAAAACGGUCAAAACCGGCAAGGAUGUACCGCGCAAUUCGAAGCUGAAAUGGUUGUCCCCCUUUAUUGAUGAGGCGGGAAUCCUGCGUGUUGGUGGCCGGCUUCACAACGCACAAAUAGCAGAAUACACGAAGCAUCCUAUACUUCUUUCUGCAAAACACCCACUCGCUGCAUUGUUGGCAGUCGCGUAUCACCAGAAGUAUAUGCACACCGGUCCUGAACACUUAUUAUCCAUCCUUCGUGAACGCUUCUGGAUAAUUGGUGGCCGUAAUUUGACCAAGUUGGUUUUCCAUCGGUGUCACAAGUGUUUCAAGGCCAAACCUACACUGGUGCAACAAUCCGUUGCAGAUCUUCCGACAUCAAGGGUUACACCCACGAGACCGUUUGCUGUCAGUGGUGUGGACUAUUGCGGUCCGGUAUUGCUGAAGUCGCCUGUUCGCAAUAGAAGUCCCACCAAGGCAUACAUCGCCAUCUUCGUGUGCUUUGCAACACGAGCGGUCCACAUUGAGUUGGUGAAUGAUCUCACCACGGCGGCAUUUUUGGCAGCACUAAGGCGCUUCGUGGCUCGCAGAGGCAAAAUCGCGGAACUGCAUUCGGAUAAUGCUACUACGUUUAAGGGGGCUGCACACGAACUUCAUCGCCUCUACGAGAUGUUUAAGUGCAGCAAUAGCGAACGCAUCGAAAUCUUCAACUGGUGUGCCAAUGAAGAAAUUCAGUGGAAGUUUAUUCCACCUCGAGCGCCACACUUCGGAGGACUGUGGGAGGCUGCUGUACGAUCCGCUAAACAGCACCUAAUUCGCACGAUAGGAAGUACGAGCCUCACUCAGGAGGGAAUGGUAAUAUUGCUAGCACAGGUCGAACAAUGCUUAAAUUCAAGACCCCUGAUUCCACUUUCUAGUGAGCCUUCGGACACGCAACCACUCACUCCGGGUCAUUUUUUGGUAGGGUCGAACAUGCUGGCGUUGCCACAAGUUGAUAGGAGUCAGGUGUCAGCCAAUAGAUUGAAGGAGUUUGAUUUGGUGCAAAAGCAUAUGCAGCAUAUAUGGUCGCGUUGGUAUCCGGAAUACUUGCAGCAGCUUCAGGCCCGGGCCAAACGUUUAAUAGUUCCACCAGUGUCGCUAGAAGAAGGGCAAUUGGUAAUCAUAAAGGAAGACAAUAUACCACCUACCUUGUGGCCAAUGGGUAGAAUAACACGAUUGCACCCAGGAAAGGACGGCGUUGUUAGAGUAGUAACACUUCGUACAGCUGCAGGAAAGGAGAUAGUACGCGCAGCAGCUAGAUUGGCAAUCCUUCCAAAUCCAAACAUAGGUGAAGACAAUUAACCUCGAACACCAAAGUUAGGAGGCGAUCAGCGCGAAGCACAUGCGUAAUGUAAACAACCACACCGCACAUACACACGACACGAUACACGAAGUGACAGAUCGACACUUGCAACUUGUACAACACAACACCACACUUGCACAACAUUUGCUAUCUCUGAGGCGAAGUUAGAUCGAGAUACUUCUUCAUUUUCUUAUUUUUUUCAAUUGUAUUUUCUGAAUGUUUAAAGAAAUACUUUCUUUGGUGGCCGGAAUGUUGGAGAUUGAUCAUUUGAAUUUAUUAGUUCGAAUUCGAAAUUCGAACUCAAUUUAGAAAUAGGAUAGGAAAUGAACUCAUAGGCAUAGAUAAGGAUAACAGAAUGAACUCAAAAUGAAUUAUGUAAUGAACUCUUGACAAUUGAAUAUACAGUAGCAAACGGACAUUUGAACGAGUCGCAUUUAUUUUCAUAACCGGCACAAGUUUUUGUAAUUUUCGGGAAAGAAAACGAGUUGUACCACGUAGAUGAACAUUCGUGAGGUUUUCUCACAUUUUUGGUCCUUCGAACCGGAUACGUGCGUGCUAAGUGUUUUCUUUCGCUCUGCAUCAAGAGCAACGGCAAAUUCGGAACGCUCCGCAUCACGAGCACGGUGCAAGUCAUCAUUCGCGCCAUUUCGAAUUCUCGCGCUCGUUCAAGUUCAUUAGCCCUGCAGCAAGGGCAACGGUCGAAUUUUCGUGAUCGUGAAUCGUGGUUUAUUUUUCCCGCGUAAAUUCGAAUUGCUACAGUUCCGUGAACGUUCAUAUCGCGUUAUCGACAUUAUCGUGAAAAUCUGACGGAAGCUAAGAUGGACAAGAAGAUAAAAUCUGCUCAGCACAAAAAACUCGUCGCAGUGGAAAACAUUAAGGCGCUGGAGCGCUUUAAGCAGAACUUCAAACCCGAAAAUGUAGGUGAAAUCCCGGAGGUUAUGGAGGGUUUGGAGCAACACAGACAGGACUUUUUUGCCGCGGUGGCAAAGCUGGAAGAGUAUGACGACACCAGUGAUGCGAUUCAAGCCUGUAUUACUGACAGGAUCGAUAUGGAAGAGCGCUGCCGGCGGCUAAAAUCGUUCCUUAGAGAAAACCAGCGGAAGGAAGCCAAUUCGCUCAACGACUCCUUAUUGGCAAACUCAACCCUAGCGUUUGGACGGCCAAACACAUCAAACAUACGUUUUCCCAAAAUCGAAUUACCAACGUUCGACGGUGAUUCGACAAAGUGGUUGUCAUUCCGCGAUCGCUUUGUCGCGAUGAUUGACGCAAGUGCCGAGCUGCCGCCAAUUGCAAAACUGCAGUACUUACUUUCGUCCCUGAAAGGUGACGCUGCGGUUCCCUUCGAACAUGUUACUCUGACCACGGAAAACUAUUCUGUUACCUGGGCUGCGCUGCUUAAGCGAUACGACAACUCACGGAUGCUCAUUCGCGAGUACUGGCGACGGCUACAUUUCCUACCUGCGAUUGCAACAGAAAGUGUCGAUGGUUUGACGUCAUUGGUAGAUGAAUUCGUGCGAUAUGUGAAUGGGUUGCAGAAGCUGCACGAACCUGUCGACUCAUGGGACACGCCUUUGUCAAACAUGUUGCUGAUGAAGCUGGACAAUGAGACCAUUCUGGCGUGGGAAAGGCAUUCUGUGCAUAAGAAGAAGGACAAGUACAGCGAGUUGAUCGAAUUCCUGCAAGACCGAAUUCGAAUCCUAAAAUCGAGCCAGAGUAUCUCGUGCGAUCGGAUUGUGGCUCCGAUCAAGGUGGCCGGGGCACAUCGGCCCACCGCACCACGGCGGUCGGUAACCAACGCUGCUUCUGUGCAAAGGAAUACUCCCGUUUCAUCGACCAGUCAACAAGUGACCUGUCCAUUGCAGUGUGCAGAUCAUCACCUGGUUCGAAAUUGCCCGGUAUUUUUAGCCAAAAAUACUCAGGAGCGGCGAGAAAUCGCACGGUCAAAAGGUUUGUGCUGGAAUUGUCUCAGUUGUUCCCAUCAAGUGAGAUCGUGCAAAUCCGAGUAUUCUUGCCGUUCGUGCAAGGAACGGCAUCAUACGCUGCUUCAUCAACCACCACAACAACCUACAGUCGCUUUGUCAGCCCAAUCAGAUGAUGAUAUGGUGUUUCUCGAGACGGCUAUUGUGUUCAUCGUAGACGAUUAUGGAGAGAAACAUGAGGCACGGGCGCUUUUGGAUUCGGGCUCUAUGUCCAACUUCAUUUCGGAUACGUUAGCUCGGAAGCUCAUGACACCUCGAGCGAGAGUUAAUGUAUCAGUGUCUGGCAUCGGAACUUCAAGGCAGUAGAUAAAGGGUCCGACCACGGCGAUCGUUCGUUCAAGGGACCUUCAAUUCACCACCCCAUUGGAGUUUCUGAUCCUGGAUACACCCUCGGCGGACAUUCCCACCUCACCAAUCAACGUGUCUUCGUGGAACAUCCCGGAUGUAACGCUAGCAGACCCCACGUAUCACAUCCCAGGCAAGGUCGAUGUGGUCAUCGGUGGCGAUACGUUCUGGGAGCUGCAUACCGGACGCAAGCAAUCUCUCGGUUCGGGUCUGCCAUGGCUGGUAGAAACGCAGUUUGGAUGGGCGGUAGCAGGAAACACUACGCAUUCGUCUCAACAACAUCGGGUAUGUAAUAUGGCAACGAGCGACAGUCCGUUGGAAGCCAUAUUGACGCGGUUCUGGGAGAGCGAGACCAUCUUCGACGAGCCCGCUCUAUCUCUGGAGGAAGACAUGUGUGAACGUCAUUUCAUCUCUACUACAACCAGAGACCCAUCUGGCAGGUAUGUCGUACGUUUACCACAAAUUCCUAAUACGAAUAUCGUUUUAGGAGAAUCGAAAGCAAUCGCUGAUCGUCGUCUCCUAGCGGUGGAACGGCGGCUUAAGUCUAACCCUGCAAUGAAGGAGGAGUAUAGUAAAUUCCUGUCGGAGUAUGAGCGCUUAGGGCACAUGAAACAACUCACCGAGCCGGUGGACGAUUCGUGUGAACACUACUAUCUCCCUCAUCACGCGGUGCUUAAGGAAUCGAGCACAACCACCAAGGUCAGGGUAGUCUUUGACGCGUCGUGCAAGACAGCUUCUGGCUACUCCUUGAACGACAAACUCCUGGUUGGGCCGGUGAUCCAAGACGAUCUGUUCACCAUCAUCGUUCGUUUCCGGUCUCACGCAGUCGCACUCUCAGCAGACGUUGAGAAAAUGUAUCGCCAAAUUCUCCACGAUUCUCGCGACACUGAUUACCUGCGCAUUCGGUAUAGAAGAAACACCGCAGAGCCGAUUCAGACGUUCCAACUACAAACAGUAACAUAUGGCACGUCUUGCGCACCCUUCCUAGCAACAAGAACGCUAAAGCAGAUCGCUCUCGAUCACAAGAUGCAAUACCCCCGAGCAGUGGAUCCUGUAUUGCACGAUUUUUAUGUGGAUGACCUGCUAACGGGAACAGACGAGUUGGCAGAUGCAAUUGAAAUGCAAAGGCAGAUUUCCGAGAUGCUCAAGCAGGCUGGAUUCGUGUUGAAGAAGUGGGUAUCGAACGCACCCGAAGCACUAAUCGGCAUUCCUUCAGAAGACCUUGCCAUCCUUCCUACUCAUGAAUGGCAAGAUCCCCAAUUUGUAUCGACGCUUGGUCUGGUUUGGGAGCCAGCAGUUGAUAUGCUGCGAUAUCGGAUCGAUCUACCAACUGCUGCGACGAUGUUGACAAAGAGGCUAGCUUUGUCCUACAUCGCCAAAAUCUUUGACCCGCUGGGCUUGCUUAGUCCAACCAUUAUCAUCGCUAAGCUCUCUAUGCAACAGCUGUGGAAGUUGCAGGAAAACGGGAAGCCGUGGGAUUGGGAUCGUGAGCUACCAUCACAUCUCCAAAAGGAAUGGACGGCAUUUCAUUCCAAGCUGCAUUCACUUCGGGAAGUGCGCAUUCCGCGUUACACUUCAAUUCGGCAAGCAACAAACGUGCAGCUACACAUUUUCGCGGAUGCUUCUCAGGUGGCAUAUGGUGCUUGCUGUUACGUCAGGGCAGAAAACGAUUCGACAACAUCGGUGCAGCUGUUGGCUGCUAAGUCUAAAGUAGUAUCGUUGUCGAAUACACAUUCUAUAGCGAGACUCGAGCUUUGUGCAGCGCGGUUGGCAACGCAACUGUUCCGGAAGGUCAGUCAGUCCCUCAACGGCGAAUACGAUGCUUUCGCUUGGACUGAUUCCAUGACCGUGCUACAUUGGCUCAAUUCAGCACCACGGAGGUGGAAGCCUUUCGUUGCCAACAGGGUGGCACAAAUUCAAGGAGAAACCCGGAUCAAGUGCUGGAGGCAUGUUCCUGGUGUAGACAACCCAGCAGACGAUGCAUCGCGAGGUCUACUACCAGACAAAUUGCAAUCCUGUGAACGAUGGUGGCAUGGGCCACAUUGGUUGAGCAGCAAACAGGAAGAAUGGCCUAUAAGAGAACCUGCAAUUGAAGAAACGGCAUCAAUAGAAGAAGAACGGGUUACACAAUCACGAAUAGCUGCAAUGUCGAUGGAGGACGAUUUCAACAAUAAGCUAUUUGCACGGUUUUCAACCUACCUCAAACUUCGUCGAACCAUGGCGUAUUGUUUACGUUUCGUGCAAUGCAUGAGGACACCGAAACCCGCAAUUACCUCACCGACAGCCAAGGGUCAUGCUUCGAUUCAGGACAUGAUUAUAUUGAUUGCACCUCCAUCUCGAGACGAACUCAUCCAAGCUGAGCUGCAGUUGUGUCAGUUAGCUCAGCAAGAUUCAUUUGCGGACGAGUUAAAAACGGUCAAAACCGGCAAGGAUGUACCGCGCAAUUCGAAGCUGAAAUGGUUGUCCCCCUUUAUUGAUGAGGCGGGAAUCCUGCGUGUUGGUGGCCGGCUUCACAACGCACAAAUAGCAGAAUACACGAAGCAUCCUAUACUUCUUUCUGCAAAACACCCACUCGCUGCAUUGUUGGCAGUCGCGUAUCACCAGAAGUAUAUGCACACCGGUCCUGAACACUUAUUAUCCAUCCUUCGUGAACGCUUCUGGAUAAUUGGUGGCCGUAAUUUGACCAAGUUGGUUUUCCAUCGGUGUCACAAGUGUUUCAAGGCCAAACCUACACUGGUGCAACAAUCCGUUGCAGAUCUUCCGACAUCAAGGGUUACACCCACGAGACCGUUUGCUGUCAGUGGUGUGGACUAUUGCGGUCCGGUAUUGCUGAAGUCGCCUGUUCGCAAUAGAAGUCCCACCAAGGCAUACAUCGCCAUCUUCGUGUGCUUUGCAACACGAGCGGUCCACAUUGAGUUGGUGAAUGAUCUCACCACGGCGGCAUUUUUGGCAGCACUAAGGCGCUUCGUGGCUCGCAGAGGCAAAAUCGCGGAACUGCAUUCGGAUAAUGCUACUACGUUUAAGGGGGCUGCACACGAACUUCAUCGCCUCUACGAGAUGUUUAAGUGCAGCAAUAGCGAACGCAUCGAAAUCUUCAACUGGUGUGCCAAUGAAGAAAUUCAGUGGAAGUUUAUUCCACCUCGAGCGCCACACUUCGGAGGACUGUGGGAGGCUGCUGUACGAUCCGCUAAACAGCACCUAAUUCGCACGAUAGGAAGUACGAGCCUCACUCAGGAGGGAAUGGUAAUAUUGCUAGCACAGGUCGAACAAUGCUUAAAUUCAAGACCCCUGAUUCCACUUUCUAGUGAGCCUUCGGACACGCAACCACUCACUCCGGGUCAUUUUUUGGUAGGGUCGAACAUGCUGGCGUUGCCACAAGUUGAUAGGAGUCAGGUGUCAGCCAAUAGAUUGAAGGAGUUUGAUUUGGUGCAAAAGCAUAUGCAGCAUAUAUGGUCGCGUUGGUAUCCGGAAUACUUGCAGCAGCUUCAGGCCCGGGCCAAACGUUUAAUAGUUCCACCAGUGUCGCUAGAAGAAGGGCAAUUGGUAAUCAUAAAGGAAGACAAUAUACCACCUACCUUGUGGCCAAUGGGUAGAAUAACACGAUUGCACCCAGGAAAGGACGGCGUUGUUAGAGUAGUAACACUUCGUACAGCUGCAGGAAAGGAGAUAGUACGCGCAGCAGCUAGAUUGGCAAUCCUUCCAAAUCCAAACAUAGGUGAAGACAAUUAACCUCGAACACCAAAGUUAGGAGGCGAUCAGCGCGAAGCACAUGCGUAAUGUAAACAACCACACCGCACAUACACACGACACGAUACACGAAGUGACAGAUCGACACUUGCAACUUGUACAACACAACACCACACUUGCACAACAUUUGCUAUCUCUGAGGCGAAGUUAGAUCGAGAUACUUCUUCAUUUUCUUAUUUUUUUCAAUUGUAUUUUCUGAAUGUUUAAAGAAAUACUUUCUUUGGUGGCCGGAAUGUUGGAGAUUGAUCAUUUGAAUUUAUUAGUUCGAAUUCGAAAUUCGAACUCAAUUUAGAAAUAGGAUAGGAAAUGAACUCAUAGGCAUAGAUAAGGAUAACAGAAUGAACUCAAAAUGAAUUAUGUAAUGAACUCUUGACAAUUGAAUAUACAGUAGCAAACGGA
Molecule: messenger RNA, 11706 nt
Organism: Anopheles coluzzii
Lineage: Eukaryota; Metazoa; Arthropoda; Insecta; Diptera; Culicidae
Exons: 1
Biological process (GO): DNA integration
Molecular function (GO): nucleic acid binding
Source: RefSeq, a predicted model, not a curated record